Molecule: messenger RNA, 647 nt
Organism: Paramormyrops kingsleyae
Lineage: Eukaryota; Metazoa; Chordata; Actinopteri; Osteoglossiformes; Mormyridae
Source: RefSeq, a predicted model, not a curated record
UGUAUGAACCAAUGUGCCAAAAGGGAGGGUGGACUUUGGGCACCUGCCGCUGCCCGUUCUGGCCCACCUGCGCACCUUCUUCGAGCUGUGGGACUCCUUCGUGCUCCAGGCUGUGCAGACGGGGCAGCCCUACAUCUCGGACCACCUGAUGUUCGAGGUGCUGCAGCUCCUGCGAUGGCGGGACCGCUUCUGGGACGUGAGCGGCUCCCUGACCGCCGACCCGAAGGCGAUAUCCAUCCUGUCCCUGCACUGGCACUGGGUGCAGAAACACCUCCUGUCCAGGCUGCCCCAGCUGCUGCUGGGGGAUCCCGGCUGUCAGCCAGAACUGCAGGCGGUAUCCACGGCGAUCCAGAACUGCUUAUCCAGCCCGGGUCUGGUGGCCCCCGCUCUGAAGAGCAUCCAGAAGGCACUGGGAAAGCUGUUACCUUAUAAGCUGCAGUCUGUCGCCGAAUGCGCCGCCCAGCUGGGGGGGCUCUGCAAGGCCCUGGACCUGAGCGACCUUCGGCUAGAUGGCAGCCGGCCAAUCGGGGCACAGGAGCUGGCCCGCCUUCGCAGUGCCGCGCUGGGGGCGGACGCCCGGGGGGGCCUGGUGCAGGCCUGGGGCCUGAUCUUUCAGGCCAAUCACCAGCUGCAGCCACAGCAUUCUG